UCCCGCCGGGAGUCGCGCCCCGAGUCCCGCCUGGAGUCCCGCCGGGAGUCUGGCCCGGAGUCCCGCCGGUCGUCCCGCCGGGAGUCCGGCCGGGGAGGCGGAGGCGGAGGCGGCUCUGCCCGGGUCUUGGCGGAGGAGGCGAGCACCUACGACCCCAUCGGCACCAUCCUCAUCCAGGUCCAUGAAGACCUUUAUCACUUAAAGGAAACAAUAGCAAGCUCCCAGCCCACAGAAAACGGAGAGCAGCUGGACACCCAGCACCUUGAAACAGCGAUCAAGAGGACAGAGAUGGGCUUAAGAAUCCACAUCGAGAAGUACUUAGAUGUCAUGAACCAAGACGUGCUCACCACCCCCACCGGGGACCACGGCCUGUAUUUUGCGCACAGAUCCAAAUGGUCGGUCCCAUCAGUACUUGACCAAAAAGUAUUUCUUUUCCCUCUGGACCCCAAGGAUAAACUUUGGCAACCGCCCAAACAGCAGAGCACGUUCUUACGCGCCUUUCCGAAAAUGAAGAAAAAGCUGGGGUUGAACAUAAAGACCCUACAGGACCCCGAGAACACCCACCACCGUGCGGCCGUGAACGAGAACUAUGGCAUCAACCUGCCAAGUAUCGGCCAGAGAAAAGCAAAUGUGAAGGCCCAGAAGUUAAUCAAAGGCUCCACCAUAUGUAACCUCACAGUCGCGCCAACUUCCCAUCGUACAAAUCCCUACUUCACGCCCAUCCCGGUGCUGCAGGUGGAUGCCAACCGAGGGAUCCUGAGUAUGCUCGAGCGAGGCCUGAUCCCCCCAACAGCAAGGAUUACCUUCCAGAACCCCCCCAUCUUGCCCAGAGCUGCUCCUCUGCAUGCUUUCAGCGAGGCACACAAGUCUACACGUGCAGGUCCCUCGGAGACAUCUGAGCCCCCAGGGACAGUAACCGAAGCCAAGAGCCGCCCUCCCAAGAGACACAGGCCAAAGGGGAAAGGCAGGAGGCCAAGAGGACACUACGACAGGAAGGGCAUGAAGCUCUCAGUGAAUGUUAAAAGUCCCAAGUCACCGUGGGAGCUCGACUUUACGAUUUAUAACGGCAUCAUAGACACGACAUCCCCAGACUUCAUAGUCUUCAAGGAUCACUUCAGUCUGUCCUGGGGAAGUAUUUUCUCUCUCUUGGAGCACAUCGAGAAGUUUCUCAGGGACUACGCCAUCCCAGAAGUCAGAAUCAAAGGGGACAGCCUGAUAGCCCUCCUCCCGGAGUUCGAGCUGAAGAACAGACUCAGCAAAUACGACCUCCUGUCUGUGGUGGAGAACCCGCUGCACCUGCAGAGGCUGCUGGACCAGCCGGGGCAGAGGUACAAGGGGCAGGACGGAGAGGCCGAGGCCGCCAUCAAGAUCCAGGCCACGUGGAAGUGCUACAAGUCCAGGAAGUACUUCCUCUGCUACCGGCAGCAGAAGUGGGCGUCGGGCGUGAUCGCCAUCGCCUGGCUGCUGCACUGCCACAAGACCCGCCUGAGGAGGGUCCUCAUGGCCUCCCGGCAGAGACACCUGCAGAACUUCCGCAUCCGAGCCAAGCAUCUGGCAGCCAACUGGAAUCGUAUCAGGACCUCCAGGAGGACUGUCAUCCAUGUCCCGUCAUUAGGGUACUCCCUGCCCGUGAGACAAAACAUCGCUGACUUCAACACCCUGCAGAACAUGCAGCUGGGGAGGCUGUGCGACAUCGUAGAUCCGAAUGUGAAUGUCAUCUACAUCUGCGCCCACCAGAUGAGUGAAGAGUUACUGCUGUAUUACAGCAAGAUCCUGAGUCUGCAGGCAGCUGUCAAGUCGGGGAACCUUGAGGACAGAAGUGACCUGCAGGACAGGUUCAGAAUUAUCACCCCUGAAGCUAUCAACUUCUUUACUACACACCGGAUGUGCCUAGCCACUCUCCUGAAGUACAGCCCCAGGGCGAUCAAGAGAAUCAAACACCUCAUCCAGGGCAGAGAGGCCUACAUGGUGAGUGGGCUCCUGCACCGUGACGACCUGGCCGUGGCAGACAUGCUGGACAUCCCCAUCCUGGGCCCCGAGCCGGAGAUCGCGCACCUCUACAACGCCAAGUCCGGGAGCAGACACCUCUUUGACCUCGCUAAUGUGCCGGUCCCUCCUGGGAUCUCCGACAUCGACAACUUCCAGCAGAUAAUCGAGCACCUGAGUCAGCUGGUCACUGACAACCUGGAAAUCCGACGCUGGCUCUUUAAAAUGGACUAUGAGUUUGGAGGCAACGGGACUGCAUUCUGUGACAUCCCCUCCCACCUAAACUGCUACCGCUGGGCGCUCAGGGAAAGCAGCAGGCAUGGCCGAGAAGACUGGGCCAAGAAGUGGGCGCAGGAGCCGGCGCUGGUGAGGAUCUCCGAGGAGCUGGCAGGCGUUUUAGCGCAGCACGCACAGCCAGUCAAUGAGAAACGGUUCCCAACGUGGGAGAAAUUCCUCCAAACAUUCCUCAUUCAAGGCGGUGUGAUCGAAGCCUACCCGCCCGCAGAAAGUGUCACCAACCUGAAGGUGGACAUGCUGGUGGAGCCCAACGGCGACAUCAGGGUGCUGUCCGCGGGCGACCAGUUUCAUGCCGAGGGCCCCCUCAUCUCCUCGGGCACCACCAUGCCUCAGACCUCGGUGGAUCCCCAAGUUCUCAGCUCUCUGUGUCUCCAGAUCGGAAGUGCUUGCAGGAAGAGGCAAGUGGUCGGGUACUUUUCCAUAGACCUGGUGACUUUCAUCGACCGGAACAUGGAGCAGCAGGUGUGGGCCACAGGCCUCAACCUCGCCUACAGUGACCAGAUGGCCCUGACGCAGCUCGCCCUGUACCUGACCAAUGGCCACCUGGACUGCAGUCUGAGCACCCUCCAAGUGCCCCAGUCUGACCCCAUGAAAGAGAGGACCAGGUGCCAUCAGUCAAUGCUGUCCACAAGCACCACUCGCUAUGCCAUGAUGACCACCCAGCUGAAACACAGCAACCUCUCGCUCAUCUUCCACUAUGUUUUCCUGCAGCUGUGUAAGGCCCACGGCAUCGGCUACGACAUUGAGGACAGACAAGGAACUGUUCUCCUGCUUUACGAACACCUGAAAAGAAACAAGCUGGGGAUGCUAACAAUCGGUGAGGAUCUCCAGGGGGUCCUCAUGACCUUUGCUCGGAAUCUCUUCAUCAUCCAUCAAGAAAUAUCAUCACCUAAUAUGCAAGGCGAGACCAAUUUUAAGACCACUAUUGAUGACAUUGAAGUCAUUCUAGGAGUAACGAAGGAAAACAAAAUGAGAUUUGAAGAAGAGCUGCAGUCCGAAGAUGAUAAAAAAAACAACAACAUCUCAAAGCUCCAUAAAUGACUAGUCCUGAGUACUUUACAGAUUUUUGAAUUUCAAUCUGGAUCGCAGAAGAAAGCAACAAAAUGCUUGUUGUUAGGACUAACAGGAGAGGAAAGCCAGCAUGCUUUGUUUCCUUGGAGGUAUAUCAGAACACACUGUAGUGGCCUUUUAAAAAAAUAUAUAUAUAAUAAGUGAUUUUACAUUACUUAUUAAACUAAAAUCUUUGUGUGCUUUCACUUAUAAACAUUGAACAAUCUCUUCGGCUUCCCAAACUUAGGAAGAAAUAAUAUGCUAAAACACAAUAUGAAGGUCUUACUAAAACUCUCUUUAGAAGCCUCAGGAUAGCUUUUGUUUCUGUGAUUUUAAAAACCUCUUCUGUUUCUCAUAGGAAUA
Molecule: messenger RNA, 3696 nt
Organism: Erinaceus europaeus (western European hedgehog)
Lineage: Eukaryota; Metazoa; Chordata; Mammalia; Eulipotyphla; Erinaceidae
Gene: IQCH
Product: IQ motif containing H
Exons: 22
Coding region: 289-3324 (1011 amino acids)
Molecular function (GO): protein binding
Source: RefSeq, a predicted model, not a curated record